Molecule: messenger RNA, 2516 nt
Organism: Elgaria multicarinata webbii
Lineage: Eukaryota; Metazoa; Chordata; Lepidosauria; Squamata; Anguidae
Gene: SUPV3L1
Product: Suv3 like RNA helicase
Exons: 15
Coding region: 407-2410 (667 amino acids)
Biological process (GO): mitochondrial RNA 3'-end processing; RNA catabolic process
Cellular component (GO): mitochondrial degradosome
Molecular function (GO): ATP binding; RNA helicase activity; hydrolase activity, acting on acid anhydrides
Source: RefSeq, a predicted model, not a curated record
AGGCUGCUACGCGCGGCUGUUUUCUCGGCUCCGGCCCGGCCGGCUGUGCUAUGGCGGCUCCGUCGCUCUUUGGAGUCGGUGUGGCGGCGGCGGCGGCUCUAGUCGGGUACCCGUUUCUCUCACCACAGCAAGGGCCGCCUUCUCCGCUUCCUCAAACGCGGGGGACGGCGGCUCGGGGGUUAAAGCCCCGGACACUUCCUUGUUCGUGCCGCUCCCGUUGCCCCCUUCGACGCCUGGCCCGGAGGGGGAUGUGGGGGCCGAGCUCACGCGCCCGCUCAACAAGAGUGACGUAUUGAAAGUAUUAAAUAAAUUUUACAAGAGGAAAGAAGUACAAAGACUGGGGGCAGAAAAUGGACUAGAUGCUCGUCUUUUUCAUCAAGCAUUUAUAAGCUUUAGGAAAUACAUUAUGGAGUCUAAUUACUUGAGUCCUGAUGUGCACAUUACUCUAAAUGAUAUAUGCUGUAAUGCAGGGCACGUUGAUGAUCUCUUUCCAUUUUUCAUGAAACAUGCUAAGCAGAUCUUUCCAAUGUUGGAGUGUAUGGAUGAUCUGCGUAAAAUCAGUGACUUAAGAUUGCCUCCCAACUGGUAUCCAGAAGCCAGGGCUAUCCAAAGAAAAAUUGUGUUUCAUGCUGGCCCUACAAAUAGCGGAAAAACCUAUCAUGCAAUCCAGAGAUAUUUAACAGGAAAAUCGGGAAUAUACUGUGGCCCUUUAAAGCUUCUGGCACAUGAGAUCUUCCAAAAGAGUAAUGAUGCUAACGUGCCGUGUGACUUGGUCACUGGGGAAGAACGAGUCUGUGUUGAUCCUGAAGGCCGACCAGCUGCCCAUGUUGCUUGCACCAUUGAGAUGUGCAGUGUUACCACCCCCUAUGAAGUGGCUGUGAUUGAUGAAAUUCAGAUGAUUAAAGAUCAUUCCAGAGGUUGGGCUUGGACGCGAGCACUCUUGGGACUCUGUGCAGAAGAAAUCCAUGUUUGCGGUGAAGCUGCUGCUAUUAACUUGGUGACAGAGCUCAUGUAUACUACAGGGGAGGAGGUUGAGGUGAGAAACUACAAGAGGCUUACCCCUAUAAAAGUGCUAGAUGAGGCACUUGAAUCUCUAGAUAAGCUUCGCCCUGGAGACUGCAUUGUCUGUUUCAGUAAGAAUGAUAUUUAUGCAGUGAGUCGGCAAAUCGAAGCGCGGGGCCUGGAAUGUGCUGUCAUAUAUGGAAGCCUACCGCCUGGAACAAAACUGACCCAGGCAAAGAAAUUCAACGAUCCUGAUGACCCGUGUAAAAUCAUGGUUGCUACGGAUGCAAUUGGAAUGGGACUCAAUUUGAGCAUAAAAAGAAUCAUUUUUAACUCCCUCAUUAAGCCAACGGUCAAUGAAAAGGGCGAAAAGGAAAUGGAUACAAUUACGACUUCCCAAGCUCUGCAAAUUUCUGGCCGAGCUGGGAGAUAUAGCACAGCGUUUAAGGAAGGGGAAGUCACCACCAUGCAUCGAGAUGACCUUCCUUUGUUAAAGGAGAUCUUGAGUAAACCGGUGGACUCCAUAGUGGCUGCUGGCUUGCAUCCGAUUGCUGAGCAGAUUGAAAUGUUUGCCUAUCAUCUUCCUGAUGCCACUCUCUCAAACCUAGUUGAUAUUUUUGUGAGUCUCUCUCAAGUCGAUGGCCUCUACUUUGUCUGCAAUGUUGAAGACUUCAAGUUUCUAGCCGAUAUGAUUCAGCAUAUUCAACUUAACUUGAGGUCCAGGUACGUCUUCUGCACAGCACCCAUCAACAAAAAGCAGCCGUACGUGUGCACCUCUCUCUUGAAGUUUGCCCGGCAAUUCAGCAGGAACGAACCUUUGUCGUUUGACUGGCUCUGCAGGCAUAUUAAUUGGCCCCUGACCCCACCCAGGAACAUAAAGGAGCUUGUACAUCUUGAAGCCGUCCACGACGUCCUCGAUCUCUAUCUCUGGCUGAGCUACCGGUUUAUGGACAUGUUCCCAGAUGCUACCCUUGUGAGGGACAUCCAGAAGGAACUGGAUGACAUCAUACAAAUUGGGGUGCUCAACAUUACAAGACUGAUCAGAGCUUCCCAAGCCACUUCCGGGACUGUCGUUGUGCCAGACGAUUUCCCUCUUCAGAGGGCCAGCAUCAGCGAUGGGAUGCUCAAUGCAGAAGACCUCCCCCAGGAUGCCGGAAAGCCUUGCCCAAGUGAAGUCAAGGCCCAAGGGCAGCGAAGAGCGAGGGGAUCUAAAGCGGCGAGCUCUAGGCCUGCUGACACCCAGGUCCGAGUCCAGGGUGCUCUGGCCGCUAGACUAAUCCAGCAGGGACUCCUCACCCAGGACAUGCUGACACAAUUGGAGCAUGAGUGGCUAUCUCAUCGCAAAGGGGAUGCCAGCAAGGCAGCUGAAGACACAGGCCCAAACAAAGUCAAAGGGAAGAAAAAGUAAAAUAUCAUCACCAAAUAAAAAAAUACAUAUAACGAGCGCUUUGUCUUUUGAUCAUGUAUGUAUAGAUUUUUUUUUAUUCUUACUAUAAACAGUGAAAAAAUGACCA